AUGGCGAGUGAACACCCUCACGUUGUCGACACUCAUACAUUGCCUUCUAGUCGAUCUCUGGAAGAUAUCGUCUUGUUAGUUGGUAUCCAUGAUUCUGUUUAUCUGGAAAGUAUGGAGGAAGUUUCUCUUAAUACUGAUCCAGUUGUUGAUGAUGAUGCCGAUGAAUUCGAGAUUGAAGGUGAUUGUGAAAUGGCAGAAUGUGUUAGGCAAAGUGGUGUUAUUCAAGGAGAGAAUCCUCUGCCUCCUGUCGUCGGAAUGGAAUUUGAUUCAUACGAGGAUGUAUAUUACUUUUACAAUUGUUAUGCCAAGGAACAGGGAUUCGGUGUUAGAGUAAGCAACACAUGGUAUCGGAAGAGCAAAGAAAGAUACAGAGGCAAAUUGGGCUGCAGUAUUGCAGGAUUCAAGAAGAAGAGUGAAACAAACCGGCCAAGACCUGAAACAAGGACUGGAUGCCCUGCGAUGAUAAAAUUCAGGGUGAUGGAUAACAAAAGCCCUGUGAGUGGAAAAUUCUACAAGUCCCAUAAGCAAUUAGGUCUUGGAACCAAAAGAGCACUGCAGAUAGACAGUGCUGAAGAAGUCCAAAAGCUUAGGGUUUUUCGAACAGUGAUUGUUGAUGUUGAAGGGAAUGGAAGUGCAGAAGUCAGUGAUGGAGAACUCCAGACUGCUCAUAACCAAACCAAUCAAUUAAGGCUUAAAAAUGGAGAUGCACAAGCUAUUCAUAAUUAUUUUAGCCACUUGCAACUGAUUGAUCCAAACUUCUUUUAUGUGUUGGAUCUCAACGAGAAAGGAUGUUUGAGGAAUUUAUUCUGGACCAGUGCAAGGUCUAGAGUUGCAUACGGUUACUUCGGUGAUGUAGUUGCAAUCAAUCGACACUUCCUGCUUAACGGACAAAUACGAAGUCCCACUGGUUUCGUUUGUUGGAGUGAAUCAUCAUGGGCAGUCUGUGCUUUUGGGUUGUGGUUUGCUUGCAGGUGA
This is a messenger RNA of Hibiscus syriacus, 975 nucleotides long. RefSeq names its product protein FAR1-RELATED SEQUENCE 6-like. The transcript is spliced from 4 exons. NCBI's taxonomy places the organism in Eukaryota, Viridiplantae, Streptophyta, Magnoliopsida, Malvales, Malvaceae. The record is from RefSeq and is a predicted model, not a curated record. Bases 1 to 975 code for a protein of 324 amino acids.